GUCGUUCUCUCUGGCCCCGAGGGCUCCUCCUGCGAGGUGUACCUGUUUGGCGCCACCGUGACGUCCUGGAAGUCGCAGGGCAAGGAGCGGCUGUACGUCAGCUCUCUGGCCAAGCUGGACGGCACCAAGGCGGUGCGCGGCGGCAUCCCCCUGGUGUUUCCGCAGUUCGGCCCCGGAGCACUGCCGCAGCACGGGUUUGCGCGCAACACGACGUGGGAGCUGGUCGACAGCAAUGACCACGGGGCCAGCGCGGUGGCGCGGUUCCGGCUCACCGACUCUGAGCAGACGCGCCUUAGCAAGUGGCCGUACAAGUUCUCGAUCAUCUACACUGUGGAUCUGACCGCGACGACCUUGUCGACGAUCCUGCAGUUUGCCAACACGGAUGAGAAGCCGUUCGAGUUCACGUCGCUUCUGCACACGUACUUUGGCGUGCCGCACAUCAGCGAUGCUGUGGUCGAGGGGCUCAAGGGCGUGGAGUAUGCAGACAAGGUCCUGGGCACCGAGAGCGUGGAGGAGCGCGACCUGGUCUCCAUUGACAGGAACGAGGACCGCGUGUACAGGGAUGUGCCGGGCGAUGUGUGUGUCCGGUAUGGGGGCGAUGCGGUACGGCUGAAGCGGUUCAAUUUCAAGGACAUUGUGCUCUGGAACCCGUGGGCCGAGCUGGCCAAGGGCAUGGGCGACUUUGCUGAUGCCGAGUACGUCAACAUGGUGUGCGUGGAGGCCGGCACGGUGGCCAGCGCAAUCAAGCUGGCGCCCGGAGAGACUGCGUCGUAUGGGCAGCUGCUGACGGUG
Messenger RNA from Linderina pennispora, 792 nucleotides. RefSeq names its product aldose 1-epimerase. Gene Ontology annotation, molecular function: isomerase activity; carbohydrate binding. The record is from RefSeq and is a predicted model, not a curated record. The annotation marks the transcript as partial. The transcript has a single exon. Lineage: Eukaryota; Fungi; Kickxellomycota; Kickxellomycetes; Kickxellales; Kickxellaceae. Gene Ontology annotation, biological process: carbohydrate metabolic process.